AUGAACCAAGCAACCUUCGACAUCCAACCCGUAAACCGCUUCGGCGGUUCAAAUACCACAAUCCGCAGACCAAAGGAAAUUGCGUGCUUCUCCUAUGAUCAGGAUCGCCGCUUCUCCCUGGGUGAUGCAUCUAUCGCAUACUACUACCCACCAAGUCUACCCGCAGAUCUGAAUAUCGGGUUUGAUACAUUUCAGAAACUGAAUGAUGCUGCGGAUGAGCAUUUGGAUGCGUUGCUUGAUACUAUAGUAGCGAUGGAGAAGGAGACGGGGAAGAUGUGCGAGACUGAUAUUGUGACGUGGCGGGGGAUGUUGACCAAGAUUUUGACUGCCCCGUUUGAUAUGAUGAAUGGGUUUGAGAUGAAUGCAACGUGUUAUCAGGUAAGGCCGACCCUAAGGCACAAUGUGCGUAUCAAAACUAGUGCUACAACAUUCCACAGUAUUGACAUAACAUCUAGAUUCAUCGAAGAAAACAACUCAUACAAAAACCGACAAAAAGAACUACAACGAAACCAAAGAAUGCCCCCGGGGAUGGCAUCCCAAGAACUCAUGAUGUACUGGGGCUACAAAUUCGAAGUUCUAUCCGUCCUCCGAAAACCAUGGGACCCAUGCACCCGCGACGAAAUCGAAAAUCGACAAAACGAAGUCGUCAAUAAUAGCGCCCAAUACUGCUCAGUCGUCAAAACGGGCAUGGGAAAUGUGCGCAUGGUCCUUGGCGGCGAAGUCGAUGCUGUCUGGGACUGUAAACCCGACAGAAAAGAAGAUCCCAUCCACUGGGUCGAACUCAAAACCUCAGCCGAAAUCCGCAACGACCGCGACAUGCUCAAAUACGAGCGGAAACUACUCAAAUUCUGGGCCCAGUCAUUCUUACUCGGUGUCCCCAAGAUUAUCGUCGGAUUCCGCGAUCAGCAGGGUAUCGUGCAUCGUCUGGAAGAACUCGAGACUGCUAGUAUUCCUGGUAAAGUGAAGAAGGUUGGUCGGGGGAGUUGGGAUGGGAAUAUUUGUAUUAAUUUUGCGGCGGCGUUUUUGGAGUGGCUGAAACAGGUUAUCCAAGGAGACGGGGUUUGGAGGAUACGAAAGGUGGAAAAGUCUCAUGUCAUUGAGGUUUAUAAGGUUGAAGAGUCUGGGCAUGGUGAUAUCCUCUCGUCUACGUUUAAGACGUGGCGAGAGGGCUCAAUGGAGGAGUGA
Messenger RNA from Penicillium cataractarum, 1185 nucleotides. Its product is annotated as DXO/RAI1 family decapping nuclease. Lineage: Eukaryota; Fungi; Ascomycota; Eurotiomycetes; Eurotiales; Aspergillaceae. The record is from RefSeq and is a predicted model, not a curated record. Gene Ontology annotation, cellular component: cytosol; nucleus. Gene Ontology annotation, molecular function: mRNA 5'-diphosphatase activity. Bases 1 to 1185 code for a protein of 394 amino acids. The transcript has 8 exons. Gene Ontology annotation, biological process: nuclear-transcribed mRNA catabolic process; NAD-cap decapping.